AUGGACCGCCAACAGCGGCACAGUUCGGUGGCUUCCACAAAGAAAGGCGGCCAGAGUGAUUCCAAAUUUGUUUCGUUUUGCACGUUCGUUGCUCUACAUCAGGUUACCGAGAUAGUAACAACGAUUGCAACGAUCUAUGCUUUAUUCGGGAACGAUCUGAAGCUGUGGGCUACCUCAGUGACUGCUGAUUUGCCCUUCGACAUUAUCACUAUCAUUUGCUUAGUAAUAUUUGCACUGGAGAUAUUCGUUAGCUGCGUUGGCAAAGAAAACUACACAUGGCACACUUUCUUUUGGUUUGACUUGAUUUCCACCGGAACCUUGAUACUAGACCUGUCUUGGAUUUACUAUGAGAUGUACCUGGUUGUCGAAGAAAAUGCCGAAAUGGCUUCUAGCGAUGUAAUGCAAGUGUCACGUGCGGGAAAGGCAGGCUCCCAAGUAGCUAGGGUUCUCAGGGUAAUGCGACUGGUCAGACUUAUCCGAGUUGCAAAACUCUACAAAACGCUUGCACUGCGAUUUCAACCUAAGGACGAAGUUACGUAUCAACAGGACCUGUUCCUAGAGCCUGGUGAACGUGCGCCUGACGACGUCGGGCUGGAAGAAGAGGCAGAGGUCGCGGAUGAUGGAGGUGAAUAUGACAGCAAAAUCGGGAGGGAACUUACCGAUAGAACUACCAGAAAGGUGAUCUACAUAAUCCUCGUUAUGACUAUAGUGCUACCAUUUCUUGCAGAGGAUCAAUACCUUUCAAGGACGAGCUCGGAACAAUCAGGAUUGGACAGCGUCGCAGAGUCUGCUACAGCGGCUAAGAGAUACAAUACAGCCCCUUGGUGGCGGAUGUAUUCCAUGAAUGCCGUUUACUACAUCAACUACCACCGCAAACACGGCAUCGGCUAUGUAGAAGGGGAAAUCAACCCCCAGAAUUUGGUGUAUAUAGAGCUUCCACUCCCUUUAACUCACGUCACUGAGUCGGCGGGGCGAAUUUUCGUUGAUAUGGCAUGCCUUGGCUUCAAGAGUUGCGAUCAUCCGUUGGAGCUACCCCCCCAAAGCGCAGAGGAGCUACUCCUUGCAAGCGCUGUCAACGGCACAAUGCUCACCGAUGAACUGGAAUCAAUAGACUCACUGAGACCGAGUGAAAGGGAAAUAUUUUCCUCUGCAUUUUGUGAAGGGCCAUCUGAGGAGGUGGCGGGACCGCUGGAAACUCAAAAAGCAUCCUCAUGCGUGACUGAGAAUAUUGCAACUUUUAAAGCUGUGUAUGACAAGCGCGAACUCUCGCACUUGGAGUGUGCCUUGAGCAUGCUGAAAACAGUGUUCGUGUGCCUAAUUAUGGUUAUUGGCACAGUGGCAAUCAACCAUGACAUCAAUACUCUCAUUCUGAGGCCAAUCGAACGAAUGAUUACAAAGAUGAACAAAAUUAGAAAUAAUCCUCUUGCGGCGACCAACAUGAACGCAGAUGGAGAGGACCGUCAAAGUGAAGAUAGUGCCGACAGCGCAAAAGGCGAUCCCCUACAGGCACUGAAAACUUGGAUAGGUGGUAAAAGCUCCAAGACACAGAAGGAGAACUAUGAAACCGCCAUUUUAGAAAAGACAAUAAUAAAGAUAGGGGGUCUGCUAGCCCUUGGUUUUGGAGAGGCGGGAGCUGAAAUCAUUGCUAAGAACAUGCACACUGCAGAUGGAAACAUAAACGCAAUGAUAGAAGGGCGCAAGAUGGAAGCCAUUUUUGGUUUUUGUGAUAUCCGAAACUUCACCGACGCAACAGAGAUCCUGAAGGAAAAAGUUAUGGUGUUUGUGAAUCAGAUCGCGGAAAUCGUCCACGGAACUGUGGACCAGUUCUCGGGGAGCGCGAACAAAAAUAUAGGAGAUGCGUUUCUGCUCGUUUGGAAGUUUCCAGAGAGAGAGAUCGCCGACGGAGUAAAAGAGCAGAUUAUUGACACUGUCACGAGCAACAAGUUGGCAGAUAUGGCAGUGAUGUCGUUUGUCAAAGUUGUAGCUGGGAUAAACAAGUCACACACUUUGGCUGAAUACAGGGAAAUACCUGAGAUCAUUGAACGCAUGGGAACCGGCUGGAAGGUAAAGAUGGGCUUUGGCCUACACGUUGGAUGGGCAAUUGAGGGCGCCAUUGGAUCUGAAUACAAAAUUGACGCUUCAUAUUUGUCCCCAAAUGUGAACAUGGCUUCUAGGCUGGAAGCAGCAACAAAACAGUAUGGAGUAACGAUCCUCAUAUCGUCCGACCUGUACGACAUAAUGUCUCCGCAGACACAGACAUACUGCCGCCAAAUUGACCGAGCGACCGUAAAGGGCUCCAAGGUGCCUCUAGGCCUCUAUACAGUUGAUUUAGACCCUGGCAGACUACAGGUCCCAACGAGGACUCCUGUAACCGUUGCCACAAAAACCACGACCUCCCUUCAAAGACAGCAGCGUCUCCGCGAAAAACACAAGCUUUGGUCGAGUCGCACAUCGAUUUCUGCAAUGUUUGAGACUGAUCCUGACAUUGUGUCUAUGCGUGAACAUUUGACAAAGGAAUUUCUUGGUACGUUUCGCUCGGGAUUUAGACAUUAUGAAGCAGGCGAAUGGUAUACCGCUCGGGAAAUAUUUGUGCGUACACAGUACAUGCUCGGUGUAGAGGACGGCCCUUCCACUGUCCUGCUUCACUUCAUGAGUACCAAAAACUACGUCGCCCCGGAGGACUGGGGAGGGUAUCGUGAGCUCAUAGAGAAGUGA
Messenger RNA from Eimeria acervulina, 2715 nucleotides. Its product is annotated as adenylyl cyclase, putative. NCBI's taxonomy places the organism in Eukaryota, Apicomplexa, Conoidasida, Eucoccidiorida, Eimeriidae. Gene Ontology annotation, cellular component: membrane. Gene Ontology annotation, molecular function: monoatomic ion channel activity. The coding region runs from base 1 to 2715 and encodes 904 amino acids. The transcript has a single exon. Gene Ontology annotation, biological process: intracellular signal transduction; cyclic nucleotide biosynthetic process; monoatomic ion transport. The record is from RefSeq and is a predicted model, not a curated record.